AUGGUCUCCGAUAAUUGUGGUUUGGAUCUUAUACAGACACUGAAUAUAGCAGUAGAUGGUACGGCCGCCUUGGAAUAUCUUCAUCGUUACUACACAUUCCCAGUUGUUCAUUGUGAUAUAAAGCCAAGUAAUGUGUUGCUUGAUCAAGACAUGACUGCUCAUCUUGCUGAAUUUGGCAUUUCCAAGCUUUUUGAUGGAGGGGAAACAACUAUCCAAACACAAACAAUGGCAACUAUUGGUUACGCAGCACCAGCCGUCACUCCAUUGAGUGAUUCCAAGGUACAAUGUUUCAAGUGUAAGGGUUUUGGUCAUUAUACGCUUGAGUGCCCCACAACGUGUGAUGGUUAUUGGGAAAAUGGUAGCGUGCAUAGUGAGGAUGAGGAUGAUGGGGUGGAAAGGGCGGGUUUGGAGGAGAGUGUGAAUCCGCUCAUGAUUUAUUCGAGUGGGGAUGAAGAGAAUGAGGAGUUGGAUGCUUAG
This is a messenger RNA of Salvia hispanica, 477 nucleotides long. The record is from RefSeq and is a predicted model, not a curated record. Lineage: Eukaryota; Viridiplantae; Streptophyta; Magnoliopsida; Lamiales; Lamiaceae.